UAUUAAAAGACUUCAUGGAGAUAUCGAUUCGAUAGUAGACUGAGCGCUGUAGGAUAGGUCAAUAUAGGUAUACAAUCUUAUAUGUAGACUCUUGUAGAUAUAGUAAAGCCUAAAGGUUAGUCAACUAUAGAUCUACCCGGCAAAAGUUACAGGUACAAUCGAGUGGACCAAGGGCAAUAUGGGGUCACAAGGACUGGUGGCACUCGUGACAGCUGUCGCUUUCAUACUAUCACAUACUGUAAUUGUAUUGACAGCAUCCGAAUUUACGAUGCAACCAGUAUCAGUGGUACAGGCCCAAAGGGUAGAUGCAGUGUUCGAGUGUCGAUAUACUGGAGCACAAAGUUACAAUUGGAGACUCAAUGGAGAGUUUCCCACUGAGGAUACUUAUCCACCUGGUGUGACUGCUACCCCAUCGACUAAUGAUACCCCAGCAACACUGACCAUCCCAGCCAUAGCACAUUACAACAACACUGUUGUCCAAUGUGAGGCAGUGGUUAGAGACGGACGAGCGUUGAUACCCACAUUGUCAGUAAAUGCUACCUUGCACUUGCAAGGACUUCUUCCUGCUGUCGCUGAUCUGGCCGUGAACAAUGUUGCUGGGAACUGUUCACAACUCAACGUCACCUGGGAUGCUCCCUUCUCCCUGAACUUGACCACUGCUGAACCAGACAUACAGUACUGUGUGGAUGUGUAUAACUUUACUGAGGAUAAUCUGCUGCAGUCUGAAUGUAACAUCACUACUACCCAACAUCUGUUUGAUAUAGCCUAUCCUAUGGGUACUUAUAGCUUUUCUGUAACACCACGUAGCAACAUUGACGGCAGCUUGAAUGGAAGCUCCAGUACAGGACAGUUUAGCUAUGAACCACAAGCAAUACCCAGUGAAAAGGUUAAUUUCACUACAACCACGGAAUUGAGUCCUCUGCGAGUGACAUUUCCCCUCGAGUGUCGAGUACCAGAUAUAUACUCCGUUCAUAUUAAGUACAUUGAUCGAGAAGGUUUGGAUUUGUGUUUUUGCUCCACUGAUCAGUCAACUGAAGGUUCUGGAAUGAUUGUGCUUAAUCUUAACUGUAGCAGCUGUAGUGUUGAACGCCAUCGACGAUGUAGCUUGAUUGUUAAACAACAAAACACACAGUCAGCUAUGACUAUGAAUAUAAGUACUCAUGAUGUGUAUAAAGUGACCAAUUUAAAUAUGGAGGAAAAUGAAGUUUCAAUCACUGUCGACUACCUUCCACAGUCUAAUGAUACUGGUUUCGUCGCCAUUGUGUACUCUGUUGAUACCCCUUAUGAUUUACGCUAUAAAGUUGUGUACCGAGAUAAUACAUCAUCCACUGUUGGUAACCUUGCUGAUCGUGUUUACAAGUUGGCUGUUUUUGAUUUGAAUGAUGUUACGAAACCUGAGAGAAAACUAGUAUUUCCGGCUGUAUUACCUAACACAAUACUGGAUAACACUCGAUAUGGUGCCACUGAACCCAGUACAGGAGGAGAGGAUAUGAAUGCUACUGAAGUGAACAGAAUGAUUUGUAUCAGUUGCCGCUCCAGUUGUGUGGGGAUCAUUCACUCCCAGUCUGGGAUUGACCAAGACAACAUCACAUUGAUUCCACGGACUGUUACUGACUCCGGCCAAAACUGCACUGAAAGCAUGUUACAGGGAAUUUACUUUGCUGCCAUAUUCAAACUAAUGUCUAAUAGACUUAAUGAACUGCCAUCAUACAAUACCAUGAUUUCCAUUGGCUCGCCCACUUCUACUACUGCCUCAGAUGCUCAUACUCCAGCUGUAGAAACAGCCAUAGUAGGAGGAAUUGUUGUUGCUGCUACUGUAACAGUUGUUUUGAUUGCUUUUCUGGUAGUGAUUGUGUUUGUUUGGAGAAGGAAGACGCAGGAGAAACAUUAUGCCUUGAGUACCAGCCUUCUUGAGAAUGUAUACGAUGUUGAUCCCCCUCUAAAUAGAGAAUAUUCCAUCCCUUCGGAAGCUGCUGGUGGACCUCCUCCAAUACCGUAUGAGAAUGUUGAGCUGAUGUCACUGACCGGAGCAACAGAGCCACCAGUGUCCAUUGAUGAACCUCCACCAUCUUACAAUGCAGCAGCUACCUCAAAACCGUUCAAACAGCCACAUGAUCAAUCUGUGGAAUCAACACUCAAAGACCCCGUGUAUGAUGUAGCCAACUCAUCACAUUCACAGAACAAAAACAAAACUGAAAUCCCAGUUGUGUACGCUGAUUUGGACGUCAAACCCAAAGCUAAUAGUACUCCUCCAAUGCAACAUCCUGUUGUGUAUGCAUUAAUCGAUGAGUGCUCUCUAGCUCCGAGAAGUGUUGAGAAUAACACACCGUGCCCUCUCCCUUCAUUAUCACCCCCUCCAACUGCCGAGUCUGUCCUUGCUGAAAUAUAUCCCAUUGGUAAUAACUGGGAGGCUUUAGGAGAGGCUCUGGGAAUCAAGGAGCACCACCUUGACUCCUUCUCUACUGAGGGCCACGAGCAGGUCUGUCUGCACGACAUGAUCCUGUACUACUUCACCUUCGGUCCUCGCUCGUGGGAGGACAUUGUCAAGGCUUUGUGGGAGAUUGGGGAGACAGAGGUGGCAGACAAAAUUAUCAGGAGUGGAAAGUGUACAGUAGAGCUUCCGGUCACUUCUCCAACUGAGACCCCACCACCUUUGCCUCCAAGGAAUGACACUGCUAAGGCUGCAAGUCAUCAGACAGAGGCAGGUGAUGACUGGCAAGAUGACAGUGCGCAAGAGAGUGACACUCUAAACACUAAAGAACAUCAAGUAACACAGCAAUGUGUACAGCAUUCAGCUGACGAUCAAGGAGAGUUGGAUGAGUAUAACUCUGGAGUUCACUUCCCUCGAUCUACUGGAGUGGGCAAUAAAUCAGAGGAUGGACCCACUGGCAGGAAAAAUAACUCACUUGCUUCGACUCUGAAUACUAUCAACAAAAUGCCUUACUUUCCAACCAUUUGCAAAUCUGCUGUGCAUGAUCCAAUACCUGACAAAGAAGAGUCAACUGUCCCUUACUGCACAACAAUGAUCCACUCUCUUGGUGUGUUUGAGAAGCUAGAUGUCCCACGUAACCACAAAGUCAGAGCUCUAGGAUAUCUCAACAGUGGCCAAAGUGCACUCUUGAAAACCCUGUACCAGCAGAGAAUGGCGGCUGCAGAUGAGGUUCACGAAAACAACGUUAGUCACGUUGUACCACAAAAUGAUGACACGGCUAUUGAAAACAACGGGUACACAGUGAAGCAAUCUGUCUCAAGUAUCCCUCUCCUUACAAGAGAGGAGACAGUUACAAGAACUCCAAACACCAGUGACAUUCAGUCGACCAGGGUUCGAGACUUCUCAUAUUUUCCCUUCCAUCCAACAACCUGGGCUUAUUUCCAAGGUGUCUGUUUCAAGGGCGUACAACUGCUGGUACAACUGUUGGAGCAUGGUUGUAUCUUUCAGCCAGAAAACUUGUCAUGUAUUCUGUUCUAUCGAACAAUCUGGGCUUAUCUUCGAGGUGUCCGUUUCAAAGGCGUACAACUGCUGGAGCAUGGUUGUAUCUUUCAGCCAGAAAUUGUAGGAGCAAGAACUCUUCAAGUCGCCCUCAGGAAUAUAAUAAACUGCUGGUGAUCUCUGAACUUUGAGGACUACGUAAGAAAUAAACAAGUGUAAAUUUAGCUACAAAGUAUUAUAGUGUUAUUGUUUAAACUCUGUUUUUACCCUCACAUUAAUUUGCUGCUUCUAUUUUGUCAUUAUUAGUAAUCCAAAGCUACACAUUCUCUAUAAUUAUACCGUAGAAAAACCUUACUUUUUGCGUUCUGUUAAUGAUUGUGAUGUCAUACAAGUACCAGUAUCGAA
Messenger RNA from Halichondria panicea, 3835 nucleotides. RefSeq lists its product as uncharacterized. Lineage: Eukaryota; Metazoa; Porifera; Demospongiae; Suberitida; Halichondriidae. Bases 179 to 3607 code for a protein of 1142 amino acids. The transcript is spliced from 28 exons. The record is from RefSeq and is a predicted model, not a curated record.